Molecule: messenger RNA, 4831 nt
Organism: Anguilla anguilla (European eel)
Lineage: Eukaryota; Metazoa; Chordata; Actinopteri; Anguilliformes; Anguillidae
Product: zinc finger protein basonuclin-1-like
Exons: 5
Coding region: 281-3136 (951 amino acids)
Biological process (GO): regulation of transcription by RNA polymerase I
Cellular component (GO): nucleus
Source: RefSeq, a predicted model, not a curated record
GAGGAUCUGAUUCCACUCCCCUGUGCCCAGUUUCAACACAGUGCACAUCUUGAGCAGUUUAGAUCCCAGACCACAGCGAAAAAGGGAAGGAGGGGGUGGUGUGUGUCACACAGAGAGAGGGAGAGAGAGAGAGAGAGAGAGAGAGAGAGCCGGUGCGCGAUGGCAUUUCUGGCAUAAUACUUGUACAGACAGGAGAGCUGAAGCUUGAGGCAUUUCUUUUGUAGGACUCGCUGGGAAUGGCAAGCUGCGCGGUUACCCUGGAAACAUCGAUUUAAAGAGAAUGUCAGAGCAGGCUAUAUGCUGCACCCUGGGGAGCUGUUCCUGUGAGAGUUUUAAACCUGGGAAGUUAAGACGACGACAGUGUGAACACUGCAAACACGGAUGGGUGGCACACGCUCUCAGUAAGCUGAAGGUGCAGCACCUGUUCCAUGGAGGCCAGGUGGAGAUCGUCCACUCCAGCGUGGUGUUUGAUAUCUGCAGCCUGAUGCUGUACGGGACACAGGCUAUCCCCGUGCGGCUGAAGAUCCUGCUGGAUCGGCUCUUCAGCGUGCUCAAGCAGGAGGAGGUCGUCCAGAUCCUGAAUGCACUUGACUGGACUCUACAGGACUACAUCCGAGGAUAUGUGCUGCAGGAUGUAACUGGCAGAGUCUUGGAUCGUUGGGUGAUCAUGACCCUGGAGGAGGAGAUGGCCGCCCUGCAGCAGUUCCUGCGUUUCGGGGAGACCAAAUCCAUUGUGGAGCUCAUGGCGGUUCAGGACAAAGAGAGCCAGACAGUCCUCGUACCCAGCACCAGGACCAGCUCAGGCAUCCGGGCGUUCAUUGAGAGCAGCGCUCACCGCAGCACUGACCUCCCGCCUGGUCCGCCCGCCUCCAGCAGCAUCCAUCACUUUGAGAACCUCAUCAGCAGCAUGGCUUUCCUACUGCCAUUUCAGUACCUGAGUUCUCUCCCCGCCCCCUUGCUAGGCUCCACCUCUGGAUCCUUCCUGCCUGGCGACCAUACCCCCAUCCCCACCCUCUCCACUGAGACCAGCCUAGUGGGCUCAAGCUCCGCCACUUUUGACUUGGAUGUGGAGAAGAGCAGCAAAGUCCUCGGUGCUGCCACCCCCAAAAUGGAGGCUGAGGACAUCCCUGCCAGCGACACAUACUCGGACGCCCCCUCCACACCUUCCAUGACCUCUGAGCUUAUGCAGACAUCCCCUGAGGGCAAGCUCCACCUACCAGAGCAGGGUGGGGCCCCUGGGGCAGGUGGAGGACUGAAGAAGGGGCGGGUCUUUUGCAGCGCCUGCGAAAAGACGUUCUACGACAAGGGCACGCUGAAGAUCCACUACAACGCCGUGCACCUGAAGAUCAAGCACCGCUGCACCGUCCAGGGCUGCAACAUGGUGUUCAGCUCCCUGCGUAGCCGAAACCGCCACAGCGCCAACCCCAACCCCCGCCUGCACCUGCCCAUGAACCGCAACGGGCGCGAUCGCGACGUUCGGCCGGGCGCGUACAGCGAGGGGGAGGAGGAGGAGGGCAUGGAGAGCAGGCCGGUCUCCAGCUACGUGGUGAGCAGCUCCGACUCCAGGCUCCAGAGCGUCUUCCCCGCUGCAGGCCACUCCGGGCCGGGCCACGGCGGGAUCCUCUUCCCCAACCUGAAGACGGUGCAGCCCGUUCUGCCCUUCUACCGCAGCCUGGUCACGCCCGCCGAGCUCGCCAACACCCCCGGGGCCCCGCCCUCCCUGCCCCACAUCUCCUCCUCGUCCGUGCCGGCCAACAACGGCCCCGUCGCUGCCGAUCCCGUCGCCGACCCCGUGCCGAAGAAGAAGUCCCGCAAGUCCAGCAUGCCGGUGAAGAUCGAGACAGAGGCGGUGGAGCCGGCCGCGGAGAGCCGCUCGGAACCCUCGCCGUCGCCGCCGCUCGGGCCCGCCGAGCAGCCGGACAGCAGCGGGUCGGCGUGCGAGAAGCCAGAGAGCUGCCACCAGGAUGGAGCAGAGCCGCGCAGCGACGAGGACGAGGGGACGAGGGUGCUGCACACCCAGGAGGGGGGUGUGAUCACGAGUACGUCGCCCCAGGACCACAAAUUAACCAAGCAUCGCAGCCUCGUCAGCGACUGUCCUGUCCCGCCCCUGCAGAACGGCACAGAGCCCUGUGAAACUGACACCGCAAAGCAGGACUACAGCACUGCCAGCAGCGGGCUCUUCAGAAUUUUAACAUUCAGGGACACCCCCAAGCUCGGUGACAGAGAGGACUCCUCCCCCAAAACCAGCCCCUCGUCAGUCCGCGCUGAUGGAGGGGAGACCGAUCACUGUGAGAUCUGCAGCGAGACCUUGCCUGACUCUCAUAGCAUCAAAACGCAUUACUGUAGUGCCAAUGAGCAGGAGAUACACAGAAGUGUAGACGGUUGCAACACUACAUUUCCCAGCAGCAGGAGCAAAGACAGGCACAACACUAACUUCACCCCACACCCCACGGUGCUGACCAGAGAUCCUUGUGGGGCCUCGGACACAGUCAGCCCCGCCCCCUCUGUCUGCAGGGACAUGCCCACAAGCCUUCCUCAGGAUCCGCCCCUGAUCAACCCUACAGGGCAGCUAUCUGUGAUCUUUAAAGGGCACUACAGAAUGGGUUUGGUGCACCCCAUGAGCACAGCACAGAACAGCCUGGCAGUGCUUGCAGGGGAUGAUGAAGAGAAGGAAAAGGAGGAGGAGGCUGUGCUGGAUCUCAGUGCCACGUCAGCCAGCCAAUCAGAGCACCACACGCGGCCGCCCUGGGACUCGGACGGAGACAGCGAAGCAGGCGGGGCCGGGGAGGAGAGCAACGACAGCCAGGAGGGGACGGACCUGCCGCCGAGGGAGGGUCUCACCCCAAACCCGAGCGAAGGUCCAGGGAUCCGGCUGGGCGACGCUCCCAUCGCCUGCCCUGCCUGCCAGAAGGUGUACAGUAACAGGAACACGUUCAGGGCCCACUACAAAACCGUGCACCUCAGACUGCUGCACAAGUGCAAAGUGCCCGGGUGCAGCACAUCCUUCUCCUCUGUGAGGAGCAGAAACCGGCACAGCCAGAACCCCAACCUGCACCGCAACCUGACCACGACCGCGGCUCACCGCUCGCCACAGCGAGAGCAGCCCUCACACAGCGCUCAUGGCUUACUCGCAUGAAACGCAUGCCAGUACAAAGGCAGGAAACUCCUUCAUUACAGACGUGAAAUAAAUUUACCUGCAUGAACCACAUGAACUGAAUGGGCCAAACUGUACAUAUCACGUGCUACAGUUGUCCGUGCGACAGGUUAUGUCUACAUGGGUUUUUUUAUUCCCCCAAGUGUUUCACUCAAUAGGCUAGGACAUGGGGCAUGGUUUAAUCCCUUUAAAGGCAGUACAGUUAGAAUGCUUGUCGAAGUUGUUGACAUUUGGCUGAAUUUCCAAUGAAAUGAGUAAUAGUUAAUAGUUAAAUGGGUGCAGGAAUUCAGUGGAAACUGGAAAUUGUGCAAAAAACUGAAAAUUCCAGCACUGUUAUUGAGCAUUCAGUAAUUCUUUAAAAGUAGGAGACUCAGGAAUACGCAGGCCUAGUUUCCUUUUCUCUAUACCUUUAACUUUGGAAAUUCAUAUGGAGGGAAAAAACAAUAAUUUUAUCCAUAAAUACAAUUUGCAUGUGUUAUAAAUAUCCUUAAUGAUUCACAUCUGAGCAUAUGCUAUCAGCACCCCUUCCUCUUCCUCAUAUCCAUACACAUGAUGGUGGGAAUGUUACUCACCUUUCUGGUGUGGACCCAAUGCCAUACUGUGUCUCACAACAACACAUUAGAGGCAGCGUAUUCUAGCUGAUGGAGAUAUGGUUUGAUACGGUCUUGUAUCCAUUCCCUUAUGGAAAUGGAAUGUGUGUUGUAAAUAUGUGAAAUUAUAUAAAAUAUGUAUUUCAAGUGCAAUAUAUUGCAAUAUAUUCAAUUUAUUUCAAAAUAUUUUCAAAUAUAUUCCAUUUCCAUUGGAGGAUCUCUUCUGCUUGUUUGAUUUUGCCAUUUUGGAAGGCUAAAUUUGACCAAAGAUGUACCUUUUCUGAGAUGUGUACAACACAUAUUCCCUUUGGAGGUAAGCAGUAUUCAAAUUCAUAUCAGUGUGUGGACUUGGGUUCUGUUCAAGCAAGGAACUGUAAAAUUAAUGAAUGUUUUUUUUUCAUUGUUUUAUAUCAACAAGUAAAAAUGAGAAUAAUAAUAGCUGUUCGCAUAGUUAACUGUUUCAAGCACUAAAGAACUCAGUAUUGUCAUCUUUUUUUGUUAGUAAAUGAAUAAUGAUAAGGUAGUGUUUUACAAAGAGGGAAAUCUGGGCUAUAAUACCAGAUUGACUGAUGUUGGAAUCCAAAUCUAACAUCGUGGUCUACAAUAAUGAUAUCCAUGUCAAAAUGGAUGCCUCAGUAUUAACAUGCUAUUAUACAAUGGUUUAACACUGAGCAUAACAUGGGCCAUUGAUAAAUGUAGCCACAGCAUCUCUACAUUAGUAAUAUGCUGUAUGCAGUGUUGUUGAAUGUUGUGCAGGGAUGACAUAGUCUCAUAUUUAUUGUAGUAUUUAUGUGACUUUCAAUAUACUGAAGAGGAAAUGUCGUCACUCACCAGUCUAGGAGUCAGGCCAACCUGCCAUGCCUCAAUUUCCCAAGCAUGACUCUGCAGGACACAAUUUCCACAUCAUUCCUGUGAUGUCUGUAUACUAAUCUUGAAUUUGGUACAUUAAUGACAUGCAGUACAUUCUGUGCAUUUACUGUACAUUUUGUAACCAGAAUAAUUUAUAACUUGAAAGAAACCAAAAAUAUUCUACUGUAACAGAUACAAGCUUCAAAUUUCACGCAAUAAAUGCUUUUGCUCAAGCUUU